CAGGUGACUGCUGCAAAGUUUAAACACAUGUAAGUUAUUGUCCUUUAUUUUUUUCAGACAUUUUACUUUUACACCAUUUACCUCAGGCUCCCUACAAUCUAAAGUCCCGUCUCUUCACAAAACACAAAGGUCAAUUUCCUUGGGGCCAAUUAGUCGCCCUAUAUGUUAUUGGUGUGUGGGAGGAAAGAAAGAAGUCGUGAGCUACUAUUCCCUACGGAGAACUGCAAGUACCAGCUGCUACACUUGCUAGGGAAUGCAAAACUUUCUUCUUUUCGUAACAGUAGUUGGUCCCUAUUGUCUUGUAUGCAUAGCAUUCCAUAAAGGUAGAGGCGCCCACAAGGGUAAAUGAGGGGCUAGUGGUGCUGCCGAGGGUCAUAUGUGAUGCCAGCUUAACCUCCUACAACAUACAUGAAUGCUGGCGCAUAGAGCUGACUGGCAUAAGGUAAAUUUGCAGGACAUAAUCCAACCGUCUAUACACAAUUACAUGAAGUCCUAGCACUAGACUAAAAAGAGAAUGGAUCUGAUUUCUCUGGACAUGGGGUCUAUCCUUCACAUCUUGAAACGACAUCUCCCAGAAUCCCUGACACCCUAUAACUAGGACAGCAGGACAGACACACUGAACACUGUCCCACUAGCCUGGUAGAAAAAGAAAAAAAAACACAAAUAAUAGGCGGGGUUGUAGAAAAGGGCGGGGUAUAUGUCAUGAUUUGUAAAGCAUUUGCUCCUCAGAGCACCCACCCUUUGCUCCAUCCCCCUACAGAGGACCCCCACCUCUCACACACACUUACACAAAAAAAAGUUUCAACAACAAGCGGCUGGGCCAAUAGCAUGGGGAGAAACCGGGAAAGGGGCCGAGCAAAGUGCAAGGGAUGAGGAGAAAAGCAGCGCACUAGGCAAGGCUGGAGUACAAGUUGUACGCACGCUGCUGGGUUGGAGUUGUUUGUUUGCUUACUCUUUGCACGCAGACUGACAUGUAACUAGCGCACGGUGUGAGAGACUGGAGAUUCCUGUACUUGAUGUGCGCUAAGGCCCCCCCCUUCCUUCACAGAGUGGGACGCGCUGCUAGGGGAGCAUCAGUGCACAGUCGGCGGCAGCGCACUCUUCUUUUCCCUCUCUUUCUCCUCCCCUUCUGCAGAAAGUGAAAAGACCGGGGCUUAUGUGAGGCGCUAGUGAUUGAAAAAAAGGUCGCGGGAGCCGCUGAAGCAAGUUUUGGGGAUAGAGGAGGAAGCAGAGAUCGGCGGCAUUUUAUUGGCCUCCAUUGCAGAGAAUGCGACCUGCAUGAGAAUGCAGCCUGGGAACCUGUCGCAAGCCAACGGGACGUCCCUGUUGCUAUUGUGAGAGCCGCUGAGCUCCGGCCCCCAGCUGUCCGGCUUGUGUGCGUGGAUUCCAUGCUGUGAGAGUCCUGCUCUUCCCCAUGCGGAGUGUGAGGAGCCCGGAGAAGCGCUACUGCUGAUCUUUGUGUCAUUCCCGCGGAGGAGGAAGAGGCGAUGGCGCUGCUGUGCGUGCUGCUGCUGCUGAUGGGAUCUCUGCUCGGGGGAUCGUGGGGCCGGCGGCUAAUCUGCUGGCAGGCAAUGAUGCGGUGCCAGGAGGAAGCGGAGUGCAGCUAUGCCUACAGACAGUAUGUAGAUGCGUGCUCGUCGGUGCUGCCCAGGCCGGGGGGAGAGGCCGCCUCUUCUUCAUCAUCAUCCCGGCGCCGGUGCCCCAGCCACUGCAUCUCUGCCCUUAUCCAGCUCAACCACACCAGGUGGGGACCGGCCCUGGAAGACUGCGACUGCGCCAUGGACGAAACUUGCCGCGCCACCAAAAGAGCCAUCGAACCGUGUAUGCCGAGGACCAGCACGGACAGCGGAGCCGGCAGCACUUCCAACGGCCGCGGGGUGAUGGGCUGUAUGGAGGCGCGCAAGUUGUGCGAGGGAGACUGGCGCUGCGGGAUGUCCCUGAGCCGCUACCUGACAAAGUGCGGCCGCCUCUUCGACGGGCUGCGCUGCACGGACCAGUGCAAAGAGGUGAUAGAGGACAUGAUGCGGGUGCCCAAGGCCAUGCUGCUCAGCGAGUGCGAGUGCGACGGACACGAGAGGCCCAUCUGCGAGUCCAUCAAGGAGAACAUGGCCCGCCUGUGCUUCGGCCUGGAUGCGAGCAGCGGGAGAUCAGACGAUUACUAUGAUGAUGAUGAUGAUGAGUAUGAUGAUGAGCCCGUCACCGGGGGAGGCCCGCAAGUGGAUAAUCAGGAGGACACCGGCAGUAGGGCGUCGCACAGUGGGGCACAAACUGCUGCCUCUGCAUGGACUGACUGCAUGCUGCCCAUUGUGAUAUCACUGGCUGUCCUACAGCUCGGCACAUAGCGACACAAACUCACUUGAAACACUGGGCCUCCAUAAUAAAGCCACUUGGCCCCCUGGGACUCUCUACAACGGAGAUACUAGGGGACUACAUCAAACUGGACUCAGGAAUGAUGCUGCCCAGUAUAAUUAGAACCCCCGAUGGAGGAUAUUGCUGCCAGUUCCAUCUUGUGUUUCAUUGGAGACCAUUGCUCCUAAUCCAUCACCUUGAUAGCCUUAUGUAACUGGACAUAUCCCCAUGGCUUCUGAGUGUUUGGUGAUCCCCACAUACUGCUCCUAUUCCACUGGGUGCUGCUCAACUCCAGACCCCACAUCAACAGCUUUGGUUGUUGAAGGGUUAAUGGGAGCUGUUGUUAAUGAACAGCUGGGGGGCUGCAGGUUGCACAUGUCUGGCCUACUCUUUACUAGCACCUUUUGUAUUACUAUGCAGCAGCUGUGCUUUAAUAUAGCAACAGUGGUGUGUACAAGUGGGUAUAUAAGUGCUCCCGCCAUCGCCUUGCCAGUUUAGGAAUUCUGGCACAUCCACUGUAGUGGUAUCCUUCACCCAUGUGCACACAGGCUCUUGGGAAUUUCACCUUGAGCAUCUAGAUGAAACUAGACAGUUGUAGGUCUUAGUCUCCUUUAAAAUCUUGAUCUAGCAUCUGAAAUGCCUUUCUGCUUUUUAAGACCCUGUUUGUGUCACUCUAACAAUAACCAGGGCAACUAGCUGCUUAUUUGGCUUUUGUCAAGAUGACAAAAUAAGCCAUCCAAAUACGCUGCCAAAACCACUGCCUUACAAGUCCAAAUUUCCCAUCCUGAGAUGGAGUUAAUGGAUAUGCCUGCCAUAUUGCUUUUAUGUCCUUAAGCCAGUCUAAAGGAUAGGGCAAUUACGUAAUAUAAAGUACAUUUUUCUUCAUAUAUAUAUAUAUAUAUAUAUAUAUAUAUAUAUAUAUAUAUAUAUAUAAUUGACCCAGAAUUAUUUUUUUUUAACAUGCAUUGGUGUACAGUCACGUGUCAUGGUCAAAGAAGUAACUUUGGGGUAAUGUAUAGUUCAGUGUUUUAUUGUGUUUUGGUGCAGCUAGAUCCUAUUUAUGUUAGUGACAUUUUGUUUCCACUCAAAAAAGCUGCAAUUUCCUUUGACUUUUUUGUGCAUUAAGGAAUCUAGUUACUGCCCUUAGAUAUGCAAUAUAUUAAUAAAAUGCAACAUUUUUGGGGAAAAGUGACUAACCCAUACUCGAUGUUUGGUAGGCACUCCAUAGAACUUAGUGGAACACAAUUUUUUAUUACUAGACGGCUCCUCUAUUGACGUUGAAGGAUCAAACAGCGGUGUAAUAGUUUGCCCCCAUAUUGUGCCUUUCAACUUGAAAUAUAUCACACUUGUAUGACUUUUGUAUGAGAAAAGAGUUGUGGCCUUAGUGGAACGAUACUUUUUCUUUGCACCAUCUGCAUUCUCUCAAAACCUUAGUUAAACUGAACAGAACCUUGUGUUACACAGCUGUGCACUGCCGUUUGAGAGCGCUCAUUUUAUGAAUACCCUUUAAAUAAAAAUAUACAGAGAAAUAAAUAUUGUUAAUAGAAAUAUCAAAGUGAUCCUUCCUGGUUACAGUAAACCUAUAAAUAGUGUAUUUAAAUAUUUGCAUUUGUAACUCAUGACUUUACAUUUGUACAUAUUUUUUUUAUAUAAAUUGUAUUCUCUGAUGAAUAAUUUAUUUAUAAUAUAGAGAUGAAUUUUAUGUGUUUUGCAAACAAAUUUUUUGACAGAGAAGCUACCGUUAAAGAAAAAACAAAAUCAGAAAUGUGCUUCAAAUGUACAGUGUAUUUUAUAGAUUUCUUGAAGUGAAACCUAUUUUUGCAGAGAAUUUAUGGACUUUGUAGAAAUGCAUAAUGUUGUCUUCUUGGAGAUAUUGCCUUACACGUUUGUAUUUUUAUAAAUGAAAUAAUAACAGUUUAUUCAGAAA
Xenopus laevis (African clawed frog) is the source of this 4276-nucleotide messenger RNA. RefSeq names its product growth arrest specific 1 L homeolog (gene gas1.L). The coding region runs from base 1488 to 2342 and encodes 284 amino acids. NCBI's taxonomy places the organism in Eukaryota, Metazoa, Chordata, Amphibia, Anura, Pipidae. Gene Ontology annotation, biological process: regulation of cell cycle. The record is from RefSeq and is a predicted model, not a curated record. Gene Ontology annotation, cellular component: plasma membrane. The transcript has a single exon.